AUUUAAUUACAAAAGAAAUACACUUUAUUACGAUUUAAUUAUCAAUUUUAUUAGCUUUUAAAAUAAUAUUUGUGUAAUUUAUUUGGAAGGCGAGAGAAAGUGCGUGAAGAGAGAGAAAGCAAGGGAACGGAGAGAGAGUGGAACGGUUCAACGGCAGCGUUUUCCGGCUACAGAGCAAUGUCGCCCACCCAUUUCCAUCCUCUUUCUCUCUCACACACACACUAAGUGCCGCACAAAUUUCUCACAUCCGAUUCAAGUAUCACCUUAUUUCUUUCGCUGUUUUCUCUCUCUAGAUCUCGAUCCCCCAUUUUCUCUCUUUUUUUUUUUUCCCUUUCCCCUGGUGCGUACAUUUGCCGAUAUCGAGGUUAGGGUUUGGUAAUUGUUGGUUAUCUCGCAUCCCGGAGAAACGAGCUGUGGAUUUUUUUCGUUUUCUCUUCAGGUCGUUUGCGAUGUUCGUUUGUGCUUGAUUGGGUGGUCUGACGAAUUGCGCAUUUGCGUCAGGUCUUCCAGAGAAGAUCUGAGUAGCGUGUAGAGAGAGAGAGAGGGUUGGAGGAGGAGGAGGAAGCGAAAGGGGUAAAAGACAGCGAGUGUGUGAGAGAAAAGAGGAGAAAAAGGGGUGUAAUUUCAGUUGGAUUAAGGAUGAGCGCUUCGAGAUUCAUAAAGUGCGUGACGGUGGGGGACGGUGCUGUUGGCAAGACCUGUCUCUUGAUUUCAUACACCAGCAAUACCUUCCCGACGGAUUAUGUGCCGACUGUAUUUGAUAACUUCAGUGCAAAUGUGGUUGUUAACGGGAACACUGUUAACCUAGGCUUAUGGGAUACUGCUGGACAGGAGGACUACAACAGAUUAAGGCCAUUGAGUUAUCGUGGUGCUGAUGUUUUUAUUUUGGCAUUUUCUCUCAUUAGCAAGGCCAGCUAUGAAAAUGUUUCCAAGAAGUGGAUUCCUGAGUUGAAGCACUAUGCCCCUGGAGUUCCUAUUGUUCUUGUCGGCACAAAACUCGAUCUAAGGGAUGAUAAGCAGUUCUUCUUGGACCAUCCAGGUGCUGUACCAAUCACUACUGCACAGGGGGAGGAGCUGAGAAAGUUGAUUGGGUCACCUGCUUACAUCGAGUGUAGUUCAAAAACACAAGAGAAUGUGAAAGCAGUGUUUGAUGCUGCCAUUAAAGUCGUGCUGCAACCACCCAAGGAGAAGAAAAAGAAGAGCAAGGCUCAAAAGGCUUGCUCGAUAUUGUGAUCACGAAAUAGGUCCUCAUGAUUAUACUCACAUGAGUCAACUGCUCACUAUUGUGGUUCUCCCUUCUUAAAUUUCUAUUUUUCACUUUGCUCUCUCGUUUCCGUUUUUACCCAAGAAUAAGUGUGAGAGUGGCCUUUGAGGAUGCAUUAGUGUUACUCUGUGGCUUUAAAUUCUGUCUCGAGCUUUCUAUGACCAAAUUAGGCCAGUUGGUUAUUUUGAUUUGUGUUUUUACUUUUUAUUUUUUUCUUAUUUUUUUCGGUUUAUUAAUCAGACUAUGAUUCGUGUUGUUGGCUAAUGUUAAGAAUAUCUUACCUUCAGACUACUGACUCGGAUUUUAUUUAUGAUAAUAUGGUUGAUUGUAACUAUUCUAUUGGGUUAUCUUAUUGCAAAAACACUGAUGAAACUCAAGUACCUUUAUAUUUGCUGUCCGCAUACAAUUUUUGUCUUAGAAGAAAAUUUGUGUGGGCCAUUUUUUAUAUUUUGAAAAUGGUUGCCUAAUUUGUUAUCAA
Striga asiatica is the source of this 1742-nucleotide messenger RNA. The record is from the annotation of a GenBank genome assembly. NCBI's taxonomy places the organism in Eukaryota, Viridiplantae, Streptophyta, Magnoliopsida, Lamiales, Orobanchaceae.